UCAAGACAGUUACGGAGAAGAGUUGAAAACACCUGAUGAUUUCAUGGACAAUCCGCUCCAUAUCUCAUUUAAGUGUUGAAAGAUAAUCUACCUCGAAUCUUGAUUUUUGUUGAGUUUUGUGUUAUUUAUCUGAAGCCUCUCCAGUUGUAAAUCUCAUAUUGUUCAUUUUUAUAGAAAUACUUAGAAAUAACGUAACUAGGUGAUAAGGAAACAUUGCACUAUAUUUUGGAUUGUUUCUAUUCUACUAUUUUGCACUAAAAUAUUGGUGAAGAUGCACACCACGCAGAAGGACACGACCUACACGAAGAUUUUUGUCGGGGGUCUUCCGUAUCACACCACGGAUUCCAGUCUCAGGAAAUAUUUUGAAGUGUUCGGAGAAAUUGAAGAAGCUGUUGUGAUUACCGAUCGACAGACCGGCAAAUCCAGGGGGUAUGGAUUUGUGACGAUGGCUGACCGCUCGGCUGCAGACAGGGCCUGUAAAGAUCCGAACCCCAUCAUCGACGGUAGGAAAGCCAACGUCAACCUGGCGUACCUGGGGGCCAAGCCACGGGUGAUGCAGCCAGGUUUCACCUUUGGUGUUCCACAAAUUCAUCCUGCCUUUAUCCAAAGGCCUUAUGGGAUCCCUGCUCACUAUGUUUACCCUCAGGCCUUCAUGCAGCCAAGCACCAUGGUCAUCCCUCACGGCAUGCAGCCCAGUGCUGCCUCUGCCUCCACCGCCUCCUCCCCGUACAUCGACUACACCGGAGCAGCCUACGCACAGUACUCCGCCGCCGCGGCUAGCGCUGCUGCCGCCGCAGCCUACGAGCAGUAUCCCUACGCCGCCUCCCCUGCGGCGGCCGGGUACCUAACCGCAGCUGGUUAUGGCUAUGUUCAGCAGCCCCUGGCUACGGCCGCACCGGGUUCAGCCGUCGCUGCAGCCGCAGCCUUCGGUCAGUACCAGCCUCAGCAGCUGCAAGCAGACCGCAUGCAAUAGCAGCCACUGCAGCCAUUGGACACAACGGGAUGGGAGGCCCGCGGCCGGCCUCGGCUGAUUGGCUGUGAAGAGGAGAGGACGAUGAAGAGGAAGAGAGAGGGGCCGUGUCGGUAAGAGGGUGAUGAUGAUGAUGGUGAGGUGGGAACUCCAUACAGUAGCUUUCCAACUUGCUGUGUUUAAACCAAAAACUUUAUAAAUUGACAAAACUAAGUAAGGAAGGUGGAUUUAUCCUUUUGAUUAUUAUUGUUGUUAUUAAUAUAAUUAUUACUAUCAUUAUAAUUGUAGUAGAGUAUUUAUUUCUAGAGGAGAAAUGCAACAACUAAUCACAGUGGUUGUAGCUUGGUGUAAAACAUGACUUUAUGUUCCAUUGCUGUCAUUAACAUAGGAGAGAGAGAGCGUUCUCUUUAUGGGACACUUAGACGUGUCCCGAAGUGCCCUUGCAACCUAUAUUUACUAUCACAUUUCGAGGGCUCUUGUCCUUCUGUCUUUUCAAGUGCAUUGAAGUAAAUUGUCUGAUAAUCAGGGAAAUGUAUCAGUUUCCAGUGUGUUAGUAAAGACAACCUCUGCAUGUCAGGGAGUAGUUGAAAUAACUGUGGAGAAAAGGAGAAGAUUUGUAGCUCGUGUCACACGUUAAGAACUACCUUUUUAACUUCCUGAUGAUGAAUGUCCCUUUUUUGACUCUGUAUCUUGACCUCUUGACCUAUGCAAAGCAAACAAUUUACCAGGAGACAAAAAAACUGCAGGAAUAACCGAAAAUGCCGUCAACUCUUCAAAGGGCAUCACAAACAAUAUGAAGGCAACUCACAGAGAGAGAAAGAAAAGCAUGUUUUCAGACAAUGAGAAGCACCAAAUCUGUUAGUCUCAAACACAUACACGUGGCUGCAUGCAAACACACGCACACAUACACGCAUACACAGUUGCGUACAUAGUGGUAAAGGUCAAUGGGCCCAGUCGUGCUCUCUGCCUCUGUGCAAUGGGAUCUAGUCAGAGAGAAAGAGAGAGGGAGGGAGAGGGAGAGAGAGAGGGAGCAGCUGGGGAGGGGGCUGGCACAGUUCGCCCAGCGCCACACAGACGGAUCACUCUGGAAAUAACGCAUCACUUGUCCUCAUUUGUUGAGCUGUCACAUUUUAAUCCCGGGGCCCAUUUGGGAACUGUCUCUCCUCUGUCCUGCCUGCCUGGCCCUGUCAGCACUUCCACCUCUGUCCUCUAUCCUCUGCCCUCUGUCCUAGAGCCGACCGGCUGGGCUGGUGUCAGGUACACACACACUUCCCUCCUAUGCUAACCCUCACCAACCCCCUGGCCCUGUACCCACUCCUCACAGCCUCACCAAUCCCCUGGCCCUGUACCCACUCCUCACAGCCUCACCAAUCCCCUGGCCCUGUACCCACUCCUCACAGCCUCACCAAUCCCCUGGCCCUGUACCCACUCCUCACAGCCUCACCAACCCCCUGACCCUGUACCCACUCCUCACAGCCUCACCAACCCCCUGACCCUGUACCCACUCCUCACAGCCUCACCAACCCCCUGACCCUGUACCCACUCCCCACAGCCUCACCAAUCCCCUGACCCUGUACCCACUCCUCACAGCCUCACCAACCCCCUGACCCUGUACCCACUCCUCACAGCCUCACCAACCCCCUGACCCUGUACCCACUCCUCACAGCCUCACCAACCCCUGACCUUGUACCCACUCCUCACAGCCUCACCAAUCCCUGACCCUGUACCCACUCCUCACAGCCUCACCAACCCCUGACCCUGUACCCACUCCUCACAGCCUCACCAACCCCCUGACCCUGUACCCACUCCUCACAGCCUCACCAACCCCCUGACCCUGUACCCACUCCUCACAGCCUCACCAACCCCCUGGCCCUGUACCCACUCCUCACAGACUCAUCAACCCCCUGAUCCUGUACCCACUCCUCACAGCCUCACCAACCCCCUGACCCUGUACCCACUCCUCACAGCCUCACCAACCCCCUGGCCCUGUACCCACUCCUCACAGACUCACCAACCCCCUGACCCUGUACCCACUCCUCACAGCCUCACCAACCCCCUGCAGGCGCUUGACAUAUGAAUCUAUGGGUUCUUAGUGUGCCUUACAUUUGUAUUGCUAUUUAAGAGAGUAAGAAAGGAGAUCUACUAUUUAAGAUAUUUAUUUUGAGAUUGGACUAUGUUCUAUGCGCUCUAAGGACAGAGAAUUAGUGGUGGUACUGUAUUCAUUUUAUUAUGUAUUCAUCUCAAGGUAUAUAAGUUAUUGAGUAGAUUUAGUUGUAUUAUAAUUAUUAUUAACAUACUCAACCAAAAAUGUUAAUGUUGGAUUUAUAUAAGAUACAAUUCUGUAUGUGCACUGUACAAUUAUACUUUUUGCCUUUUGAAAUCUUAGAAUAAAUAUUGGUUAGUUGAAUGCCUUUUCUAUGAAACUUUAUUUAAAUGCAGGCCUAUUUGCGUGCAGACUGUUACUCUGUCUCUUUUGUGUUUAGAACGGUUGGAAAAGACAAACAAAAUCCUGACAAAAAUGAGCUAAUUGCUGCUUUAUACAUUAGAAUGUAUAGUUAUUGUCAUGGUUCGGAUAGUUGUGCUUCUAUUGCUUUUAAUAUACAUCAGAUGGGCUAUUUUACACUGUUGGGAAUUUUUAUACUUGAACUAUUUCUUACAAGGGAAAAUAUGAAAAAUAAAUGACAAAAAAAACACA
This is a messenger RNA of Oncorhynchus nerka (sockeye salmon), 3665 nucleotides long. RefSeq names its product RNA binding motif protein 24a (gene rbm24a). Lineage: Eukaryota; Metazoa; Chordata; Actinopteri; Salmoniformes; Salmonidae. The record is from RefSeq and is a predicted model, not a curated record. Bases 272 to 973 code for a protein of 233 amino acids. Gene Ontology annotation, cellular component: nucleus; cytosol. Gene Ontology annotation, molecular function: mRNA 3'-UTR binding. The transcript is spliced from 4 exons. Gene Ontology annotation, biological process: regulation of alternative mRNA splicing, via spliceosome; mRNA stabilization; positive regulation of myotube differentiation.